Danio rerio (zebrafish) is the source of this 3968-nucleotide messenger RNA. Lineage: Eukaryota; Metazoa; Chordata; Actinopteri; Cypriniformes; Danionidae. The record is from RefSeq and is a predicted model, not a curated record.
CACACGCAGGGGCUUUCCUCGGUGACGUGAAUGGAAAAGAGAAUCAAGCUGCGGACAUAAUCUGAGCGAUAUCACGUUCAAGACAGAAAAAAGGGCUGAAAUCUUCCCCGCGGACUGACGGUCGGGGAAAUGCUGUAGCACAGAGCCCUCGGGUUACAUUUGUUAGCUUUACAGUGUAGUUAGUUGAAUGUGACGGUUGUAGAAAAGCAGCGAAUCUCACUGCGCACCGCCCUGUUCUGCUUCUGUACUAUCAGAUAUCAUCAGGACGACCGGCCGAUUCAGAAGGGGAGAACAGCAAACUGGAGCACACACACACACAUCUCGGCGCAGUGAACAGGAGAGGAUAGAAGACAAGCCCUGAGAAAGGAUUACAACCUCUCGAGCCAUCAAAGACUUUACAGUUUGUUUUGUACUGUCAUCGUAAACUUUUAUGGUUCUCUUUUGACGCCCCGAUUUUAAUUGACAGUAUCUGUCAGGUUUGUAGUUGAUAUAUUUGGCGUGCAACUGUUUGUUUUUGUUUCCUGGUUUCUUUUUAGUAUUUACGAGAAGAUUGUUCAAGUGAAAGGACUUUUGUAUUCCUGUUGGUCUGGUUAUCUUUCCGUUUAUUGUUUAAACGACCUUUUAUAGCUAAGAGGAAGAAAUGACUUAUUAAAUGGAAUUUUUCCAACGGGGAAACUGACUGGAAUUUUGCUGAGACCUUGACAGAAAUUCUUUUGUAUAUCAGCACUGCGCACGUUCUUGAGGUUUGGAGCUUGGGUGAAAUCUUUCCGUGGAAGAAUCUGGGACGUUUCACUUGAACUCCUCUAACCCAAACUUGCUGACCUCUCUAAAAGACUCAAGUGGGAGAUCAUUACAAAGUUUUUCCUAGGAAAUGGGAUCCGAAAAGGACUCUGAAUCCCCCCACUCCUCGGUUAGUGGCAUUCCCAAUCCCAAAUGUCGUGGACCGGGCAAGAAGCAAGGCAGGAUCUCUUUUCAUAGCCUCUUCCAUAGCAAACGUGGGCCUAGGGGGAGCAAGGCUAAUGUGGGCACUCCUCUCGCUCAACAGCUGCACCAACAGCAGCAAAUCCAGCAGCAGCAGCUUCUGCAGCCCCCCACGCCCACCAAUGUGUCUUCAGACCCUUCAACGGCAGAUCCCGCCGAGCCACUCUCCACUAGCCAGGCCUCUCUGGGAGGUCAAGAACUUCUAGAAUGCCCCCUGUGCCUGGUGCGGCAACCUGCGGAGCAGCUUCCCGAGCUCCAGGGAUGCAGCCAUCGCUCUUGCCUGUGCUGUCUACGGCAGUAUUUGCGGAUCGAAAUCACAGAGAGCCGAGUGCAGCUCAGCUGCCCAGAGUGCGCUGAGAGACUUGCCCCAUGGCAGGUGGCCCUCAUCCUGGAUGAUCCUAACCUGAUGGAGAAGUAUGAAGAGUUCCUGCUGCGCCGCUGCCUGGCGUCAGACCCUGACUGCCGAUGGUGUCCCGCUCCAGACUGUGGUUUCGCAGUCAUUGCCUCCGGAUGUGCCAGUUGCCCCAGGUUGGUGUGCCGAAGAGAAGGGUGUGGUGCCGAGUUCUGUUACCACUGCAAGCAAGCGUGGCAUCCUAACCAGACAUGUGACUCUGCCCGCCAACAGAGAGCGCUGUCCUUGAGAACGCACAGUAACCAUUCACCCAGCUACACAGCCGAGCAGGGGCACACUGAUGACAUCAAGCCUUGUCCUCGAUGCGGUGCCUACAUCAUCAAGAUGAACGACGGCAGCUGUAACCACAUGACCUGUGCUGUGUGCGGCUGUGAGUUCUGCUGGCUCUGUAUGAAGGAGAUUUCAGACCUGCACUACCUCAGUCCAUCAGGUUGUACAUUCUGGGGAAAGAAGCCAUGGAGUCGCAAGAAGAAGAUUCUGUGGCAGCUGGGCACUUUGAUUGGUGCACCGGUGGGCAUCACUCUUAUCGCUGGCAUUGCUGUUCCUGCUAUGGUUAUCGGCAUUCCUGUUUACAUUGGGCGCAAGAUCCACUCGCACUAUGAGGGCAAGAAAACCUCUCAUCACAGGAGGAAUCUGGCCAUCACUGGAGGUGUGGCGCUGUCGAUCAUCACAGCUCCAGUCAUCGCUGCUGUCAGUGUGGGCAUCGGUGUGCCCAUCAUGCUGGCGUAUGUGUAUGGUGUCGUGCCCAUCUCUCUGUGCCGCGGCGGGGGCUGUGGGGUCAGCCGGGGCAAAGGAAGAGGAGUUAGAAUAGACUUCGAUGAGGAUGAUGGACCUAUUACAGUUGCGGACGCGUGGCGAGCUCUGAAGUCCCCCAGUUUGGGCGAGAGCAGUCUGGAGGGAGCAGCCAGUGGCCUCAGCACCACCUCCCCCAGUGAGGGUCUCUCUGUUGCUCCUGGAGGUUUGGGAGACACGCCCCACUUCAACACACUGGCCGGAGGAGCUCUGGGCGCCAGGACUGGAAAAUACAGCAGGCUGGAGGUGCAGGGGACGGAGCUGGGAAAGGAAGUUGCUGGCAGGGAGACGGGCAGCUUGGGGGCAGCCAGUGAUUGUGCCAGUACGAGAGGCAUGGCUGGAUCAAUCACAUCCUCUUACACCUUACCUGACAGAGAGGGCACUAACCUUGAGAUCCAGGUGGACAUUGAAACCAAACCGAGCCAUCUGUGUCUGACCACUGAAGAGGAUCUGGCUCCGCCCACUGCUGCCAUGGCGCCCGGCGUGGGGGAGGAGCCUCAGGACUGCAGUUCUCGCCGGAGCAGGACGGUCAUGGAUUCCCCGCUGGGCCUUUCUCCAGGGAUGUCACUCAGGGAGGGUCUCCGAGAUGUCACCCUUGCUCAGCCCGAAAGCAUCCGCAGCGACCUGGAGAUGUCUGACACGCAGUCCGACGACAUCGCCGAGCUCACGUCCGAUGACUGUGACUCGCCUCAUCCCAAAAGCUGCCACGGAGCGCCCCCGCAGGCCACCUGCAGAGCCUUGAACCCCACCGACAGCCUGCACUGUCCCGACAAUGUCAUCCUGUACGUGUGAGAGACUCUCGCACCAUUGCACAAAGCCAACCAUUUUUUCCAAGCUUCUGACGCUUUACCUGUUAUUUUGCUGCUUUUUUAUAAUUAUCCGAACACCGUAGUGGCAACUCGUGGAACUGACUGCUCAUCGCUCUGCUCUCCUUGUCCCGCCUGGUUUUAUUAUCGGGCACGGACGGGUCCUCUACCUCUUCAGAAAAUCCAUACUGUUAUUCAUCUGACGGUGUUUACUUCUCAGUGCUGCAAUGCAUUGAGCGAGAGAAAAAAAGUUGAAUCCGGUACUGUCGUGACCAGAAGAAUUUCCAAACAAACAAACAAAUAAUGCUACAAAACGAAACGUCGCCAAGCACAUGUAUACGCGAGGGGUUUGUAUAUGGAUGACACAUCACAGUAUUGUUUGUAUGUUUGUUUUACAUCUUUUGUUAAAAAACGACGUGGAAAUUGUAUGAUUUAGGCUACCGCAUGCAUGUUGGAUGCCUGCGCCGCGCUAGUAAUGUUUUGGUCGCGCUGGCCUGGUUUGCACAGAAAACAAGUAGGGUCUGUCUGCAGACUGCAGGACAGAGACGUCACAUGAAGGGGUCAGUUGUAGUAGAGGCGUAACUUUAGGUUGUGGAGACCCACAUGUCUAUGUUGUCUGCAAGAUGGUGCUGUACAUCAGUUAUUAACGUCUACAGCUAAACCUACUCCACACCUAAACCCAGCCAUCACAGUCAUUAACGUCUACACCUACACCUACUCCCCACUUAUACCCAACCAUCACAGUUAUUAAUGUCUACACCUACACAUUCUCCACACCUAAACCCAACCAUCAUAGUUAUUAGAGUCUACACCUUCCCCAACCCUAAAUCCAACCAUCACAGUUAUUAACGUUUACACCUACACAUACUCCACACCGAAACCCAACCAUCAUCGCUUUUAACGUCUACACCUACACAUACUCCACACCUAAACCCAACCAUCAUAGUUAUUAGAGUCUACACCUUCCCCAACCCUAA